This is a messenger RNA of Microplitis mediator, 529 nucleotides long. RefSeq lists its product as uncharacterized. The record is from RefSeq and is a predicted model, not a curated record. The transcript has 3 exons. NCBI's taxonomy places the organism in Eukaryota, Metazoa, Arthropoda, Insecta, Hymenoptera, Braconidae. Bases 2 to 511 code for a protein of 169 amino acids.
GAUGACAAAUAUAGUAUUAUUAAUUUUCAUUAAAAUGUUGAAUAUUUUCUUGGCCUCUACUAUUCCUAUGAAUGGGAUCAAUGACUCGAUUACUAAAUGCGCAGAAUUAAAGCAUAAAUGCAAUCCAUAUCUUCAAGAUCCUUGCUGCAAUCCAAAUAGAAUAUGUGUUAAUAAAAUACGUGAUCAACUUUACAUUUCUGAUUAUAUAUGUCUCAAAAAAGGCAUAUUAAAUAGUCCCUGUAAAAAAUCUUUCGACUGCGAAGCAAUAAUUGGAGCGAAAUGUUCCGAAAAUGGACGGUGUGUUUGCAGAAAACAAUCGGUUGCGUACAACGAAACAAUUUGUUUACGGAAUUCAAUGGAUGAUCGUUUAGUUGAUGAACUCAUGGAUUAUUAUUAUGAUUUUACUGAAAUAUUUUAUUUGAAAAGAAAUUCAUCCAAAUCUGAGUGUCAGAUUAUAUCAAGUGAGAUUAAUCUCAUGCAAAUAUUAAAUAUUUUUGUACAACAGAUUUAAAACGAAUGACAUCCAAAA